This is a messenger RNA of Arctia plantaginis, 1896 nucleotides long. NCBI's taxonomy places the organism in Eukaryota, Metazoa, Arthropoda, Insecta, Lepidoptera, Erebidae. The record is from the annotation of a GenBank genome assembly.
AUGUCUCCGGGCGCGGAAGAGUUGACAAUGUUAGGGGCAAACAAUAAUGUUUUGCCCUUAAUACCCCGGUCUACCAUUGAACUUGAAUUCAAAAAUAUAACAUGUACUGUGAAUUCAAUUGUGAUGAGCAAGCUACAGCUCGAAACAAAGCAGAUUUUAAAAGGUGUAUCAGGAUGUUUCAAGCCCGGACUUACAGCCAUCAUGGGUCCAUCCGGAGCUGGCAAAACUACGCUCCUCAACAUUCUUGCUGGAUACUCAACACGAGGUGCAAAAGGUGAAAUCUCAGUGAACGGCAACUGCGCUUGCGCGUCAAAAGCUGCAGGUCGCGGUGGUGCACGCUAUAUUAGACAACAGGACGAUCUGCGCGUGCAUCUUACUGUGUACGAAGCUAUGUCUCUUGCUGCUGCGCUCAAGCUGGCUGACUUUCGGGCUUCCGACCGAAAAGAAAAGGUUUAUGAAAUUUUAGCACUGCUGGGAUUAAGUGCAACUGCGCAAACUCUCUGUCGAGACUUAUCAGGUGGUCAAAAAAGACGUCUAGCAGUAGCCUUGGAGUUGCUCUCUGACCCUUCACUCUUGUUUCUGGACGAGCCUACUACUGGCUUAGACUCGUCAGCAUCGGCAUCUCUCAUCACUUUACUAAAUAACCUGGCCCGAGGUGGAAGAACACUUGUAGCAACUAUACACCAACCUUCCGCAUUACUUUUUGAAAAAAUUGACACGGUAUACUGUUUGGAAGAAGGAAGAACUUUGUAUUCUGGACCGAGAGCAAGUUUGAUACCAGCAUUGGCUAGUGCUGGUCUGACAUGUCCGCCUUAUCAUAAUCCGGCUGAUUUCCUAAUGGAGGUUGCAUCCGGCGAGUACAGUGUGGACUUAAUCAAAGCAGCUCAAAUGAUGACCCAGUUUAAACCGGAACCCGAAGGCAAUGGAAGUUGGGAAAGACACAUUCCUACUAUACCGGCAUUGCCUGGCCCUUUAGAUUUCAGCUCUACUCUUAAACCUAGCAGCAUUGGAAUAACAAAUCGGGACUACAAAAAUAAAAAAAUAUCCAAAAAUAUCUACAGACCUUCGGGCCUUCUAAGACAAACGGGAAUUCUACUCUACAGAAACUAUUUAAUGACAACAAGAAACUAUUCUUUAUUCCUGUACCGGGUGGCAGCUCAUGUAGUGAUAGCACUAGUCUUCGGCUAUUUGUAUCUCGGAGUGGGAAGCGAAGCGGACUCAGUGCUUGGCAACUACGUCUAUUUGUAUGGAUCUAUGCUUCUCGUAGUGUAUACUGGCAAGAUGUCUGUUACCUUAUCCUUUCCCUUAGAAAUGGACAUAUUAAAAGGCGAGUACUUCAAUCGAUGGUAUAACCUUGGACCCUAUAUCGUAUCAACAUUAGCAGUCGAGCUACCAUUCCAGAUGAUAUCGUGCGUCUCCUAUGUAGUACUAUCGUACUGGCUGACGGAAAACCCGCUAGAGCCGACUCGAGCAACGCUAUUCUUAGCCACUAUCGUUGCUACAUCUUUAUGUGCACAAGCCUGGGGAUAUUUCAUCGGCUCCACAACGCCUACCAGAAUUGCAGUAUUCAUAGGCCCUGUGCUAGCGUGUCUGUUCUCCGUGUUUGGUUUCUGCCUUGCAUUGGUAGACACUCCUUACUCGUUCCGUUGGCUUCACCAUAUUUCGUACUUCAGGGCUGGUUUCCACGUUGCAGUACAUUCCGUAUAUGGAUUCAAUAGAACUAGAAUGCAUUGUUCUAAAGAAUAUUGUCAUUAUAUAACACCAAAGACGUUCCUCAAAGAAAUGGAUAUGGAAAAUAUUGAUAUCGGUGGCAACAUGGCUCUUGUUUUAUCGACAGCGGUAUUGAUGCACGUGCUUACUGCUGCCGUUCUUUGGUAUAGACUCAAUAAGAGAUAA